Molecule: messenger RNA, 873 nt
Organism: Cucurbitaria berberidis CBS 394.84
Lineage: Eukaryota; Fungi; Ascomycota; Dothideomycetes; Pleosporales; Cucurbitariaceae
Exons: 1
Coding region: 1-873 (290 amino acids)
Cellular component (GO): nucleolus
Molecular function (GO): rRNA (adenine) methyltransferase activity
Source: RefSeq, a predicted model, not a curated record
AUGGCAGCCAACAAGCGCCAAAAGACUCUGUCGCAUGGCCGACCACCAUCCAGCAGACCGAAAGAACGCAUGACGUCUGAGCGAUCCCGCGCCAUCAUUCGCGCCCAUCACCGGCUACAGAAGGAUCAUGCAGCGGCUUUGAAGAGAGGAGACACAAAAGCGGCAGAAGAGCUUGUCCGAGAGAUCGAAAAAAACGGUGGCAUCAAAACGUACCAAGCAGCUAGCAAGCAAGGGCAAGCCAGGGAUCGGGGCGGUGACUCCAGCAAGGUUCUUAUCAACUGGCUACAACAGGCGCAAGUGAUUGAUCUUGCAACUCGAGAUCGUAGUAGUACUGGGGAGGCUCCAUUGAGGUGCCUUGAGGUCGGAGCGCUGUCGACGCAGAAUGAGAUCUCCAAGUUCCCGAGCAUCAUCGACAUGACACGGAUCGAUCUGAAUAGCCAGGGCCCCGGGAUCGAGAAACAAGACUUCAUGGAGCGACCGCUUCCUACAGCAGAAGACGAGGGGUUCGAUAUCAUCUCCCUGUCUCUAGUGCUCAACUAUGUGCCGGACGCGAUCGGUCGCGGAGAGAUGCUAAAGCGCAUUACCAAGUUCCUGCGUACGCACGCAGGGCAGUCAAAUAAGUCGACUGCUACCCUACCAGCUUUGUUCCUGGUUCUACCGCUGCCAUGCAUUGACAAUUGCCGCUACCUCAACGAAGAGUUAUUACUACGCAUCUUGGACAAUCUGGGUUUCACUAUGAAAUAUAACAAGAAAACCUCGAAACUAUGCUAUUACCUGCUUAGCUGGACAAGAAAGGAUACUUUUGCAAAGACCGAGAAGAAGAAAAUCCGGGAUCGUCCUGCUAUGAACAACUUCUGCAUUAUCGUGGAAUGA